ACUAGCAGAUGGCAUGGGUACCAGCUCUGGCAGUUGGCAUCAAUGUCACUUUUUAGAGAUCAAUGAGAUAGUGCAGAUAUACACAGAUCUAGACUCCAGCAGACGAUGCGACAUUCAGACUGAAAAGAUUUGGAAGGCAAAAAAUGAAAACUGAUUGUUGAAUGAAAUAAAAAGCUAAGGCUGGAUUCUGAGCACACGUGCAGGAUUACAGUCACAAUCUACAGACCGCUCCUGUCAGCCAAGAGCUGGAGGAAGACAUCUGAGCCUCGCAGAACAUAAACACUGCUAUAGCGUGCAGGGAAUUUUUCACCUCCCCCCCACCCAUUGAUGGAAAAAAACAAAACAAAACAAAACAAACAAAACAAAACAAAAAAAAAAAAAAAGAAAAAAGAAAAGGAAAAAGGCAAAUAAAAAAGCAAAUAGGUUGAGUCUAACUAAACAGAUAAUAUCGGAUGGAAUUUUUACUAGAAAAAGUGGGAAAAAAGGGUAGGGGAAUUUUAUUUCCUAACUCUAAUCUGAAUAUAUUUAGGGUUAAAUAAUUCUGAUUUCUGUCUUAAUAUGAAAUAAUUAGUAUGUUAUUUUAAUACAAGUAACUUGGAAAAGUGCUUUGUUUUGAAUUAUAUUACUAGCUGAGUGAUUGGGGGACUAUAUUCCUUUUUUUUUUUUCUUUUUUUCUUUCUCAGCCACUGUAACUUACUAAAGUUUAGUAUCUUGAUACGUAGGGGAAGAAAUGUGGAGGGGAAAACCCCACAAUUUUGAAGUAUAAGUCAAAAAGCAAUUUUAAAAUAUGUACCAUCAGGUAGUAGAGAUAUGGCACUUUUCCAAUUUUAAAACUGCAUUCCCUCUCCUCAUUUUUCCACCUAGGGCAAUUUGAAUUAAUGAAAUUUCUGUAUUGCUUUGUCAUGUUUUGCAUUUCUUUGAAUUCCAUCAUGGUGAGAGUUUGAAGGCUUUGUUUAAAAAUAAAAUAUAUGUGCAGGAAGCUAAUUGUACAUCUAAAAUAUCAAAUUAGUCCAUAUUUAUCUGUGAGAAAUGUGGCUUUUCAGUUGCAGGGUCAAAUGUUUCAAAGGAUUUUAGAAUUCUCAACAGCUAUUAAUUUUUAAAAAGUGGGCAUUUGCAACUGCCAUUUUAUUCAAAAACUAUAGAUUGAGCAUUUAUAUACACACACUCUCUCUUAUACAAAGAGCUUACACACAGACACAAAUAAGGUGCAUGAGGCUGUCUGUGUGAGUCGGGAAACUUUAAAAAUGGAAAUAUUUAAAUAUUGUGCUGGCGUUCUUUCAGGUAACUUAAGAUUAUAGAACCAUGUUAACACUACCAUUUGAUGAGUCUGUUGUAAUGCCAGAAUCCCAGAUGUGUAGAAAGUUUCCCAGAGAAAGUGAUGACCAAAAGCAAAUGAAGAACCCAGAAAGCUUUUCAAAGCAGAUCAUCCUCCGAGGAAAGAAUAUUAAAAGAUCUCCUGGAGAAGACACAGAAAAAGAAGAGGAAGAGGAAGAGAGAGAAGAUGAGGAUGAGAAUGGCUUGCCAAAGCGAAGAGGUCUUAGAAAAAAAAAGACAAGCAAGAUAAGGAUGGAAAGGAUUAAAUUCAGACGUCAAGAAGCCAAUGCUCGAGAGAGGAACCGUAUGCACGGCCUUAACGAUGCUCUGGACAAUUUAAGGAAAGUGGUCCCUUGUUAUUCUAAAACACAAAAACUGUCCAAAAUAGAAACUUUAAGACUGGCCAAGAACUAUAUUUGGGCUCUUUCUGAAAUACUUCGAAUUGGCAAGAGACCUGACCUGCUCACCUUUGUCCAAAACUUGUGCAAGGGUCUGUCUCAGCCAACUACAAACUUGGUGGCAGGAUGCCUGCAGCUGAAUGCCAGAAGUUUCCUAAUGGGCCAGGCAGGUGAAGGUGCCCAUCAUACUCGCACACCCUACUCCACGUUCUAUCCUCCCUACCACAGCCCGGAGCUUGGCACCCCCACAGGGCAUGGGACUCUUGACAACUCUAAGUCAAUGAAACCAUACAAUUACUGCAGUGCUUACGAGUCCUUCUAUGAAAGCACUUCCCCUGAGUGUGCCAGCCCACAGUUUGAAGGUCCCUUAAGUCCUCCCCCAAUUAACUAUAAUGGGAUAUUUUCCCUGAAGCAAGAGGAAAGCUUGGACUAUGGCAAAAAUUACAAUUACGGCAUGCAUUACUGUGCAGUGCCACCCAGGGGUGGUCCCCUUGGGCAGAGCUCGAUGUUCAGGUUGCCUACAGAGAGCCACUUCCCUUAUGACUUACAUCUGCGCAACCAGUCUCUCACCAUACAGGAUGAAUUGAAUGCAGUUUUUCAUAAUUAAUGAGGAAAAUUAAAAUAAACAGUGGUCAUUCACCUCCCCAUCUAAUUAAGAGCAAGCAGAUGUUUGGGCACCAUGUAAUCGGGCACUGCACAAUUCUAGUUAAAAUGUUUACUAGUUCCUAAAGUGUGUUUCAACUAUUGUGACGAUUUUCUAUGUGUUAACAAAAUAAACUCUAUGUGUUAACAAAUAAACAUUUUAUUAUAAGUAUUUUUUUUUUUUUUGUCUGUAAUCACUGUGAGAAUAUGUUUCCUCCCAGAGGUCUUCUUCCUUUUUAACUUUUUAUUUCCCUAUUUGUUUGGUUUGUUGAGCAGUGUGUCUGAACAAUAUUACUGAAAUAAAAGCAUACACACUGUGUAAAGUCAGUCUAUUUUGAUUGUAUAGUAAUUAUACAACUGCAUGUUAAUGAAAUCAGAUUAAUAAAAAUUAUGUAUUUAUAAUUGGUAGAAAAUAUAUAUUAUGUAUUCAAGGAGAAAUGGAUUAAAAGUAUUAAGAACUUAAAAGUAAUUAUCCAGAACUGAUAUGAGCUUGCAAUAUGCAGAGGUGAGAGGGCAGCAAUAUUGAAAGCUAUGCAAAAA
Messenger RNA from Hirundo rustica (Barn swallow), 2894 nucleotides. RefSeq names its product neuronal differentiation 6 (gene NEUROD6). Gene Ontology annotation, molecular function: protein dimerization activity. Gene Ontology annotation, biological process: regulation of DNA-templated transcription; nervous system development. The transcript is spliced from 2 exons. The coding region runs from base 1303 to 2319 and encodes 338 amino acids. NCBI's taxonomy places the organism in Eukaryota, Metazoa, Chordata, Aves, Passeriformes, Hirundinidae. The record is from RefSeq and is a predicted model, not a curated record.